UAUUAAGUAUGUGAUGAUAUGAAUUCAAUUUAAACAUCUAAUUUAGGGUGCUUGUUGUGGAUGGUCUAAGAUGUGAAAGUGGUGACUCAUUCCUCUAUGCCAAUCCCCAUUGUUUAAUUUGAGUCAUUUAUUUGUAUAGAGACAAUAUUUAUUGAGACAAGGCAUAGAGACAAAACAUUUAUUGAGAUUUCUUCUUUUCUUACUCAAAACAUUUACCGAGCGGUUAUAUAACAUUUGAUGUCAAAGUUUUGAAAAUCUCUACAUGCAUUGGUGUGAUUGUCUUAGUCUUAUCUUGAAAACUACUCUUGAGCUAUCAGUGUCUACAUUUACAUGAUGAUGGUUGUGCGUGGAUCAGAAAGGAGGAACGUGAAAUGGGUAAUUCCCGGAAGAUCAAGGGUUCUGAUAAUUUCUCUUCUUCUUCUUUCAUCUUAUGUUACUUCUUCUCAUCAAUACACCGACCAAAAAACAACACCACCAUCCAAUGAGACCAAAGGGGAUCAUGCUAAAGUUUUUUAUAAACACACUUGGCCGGGGAUGAAAUUUGGUUGGAGAAUAAUAGUUGGCACCAUACUUGCAUUUCUUGGAUCUUCAUUUGGGACGGUGGGAGGUGUUGGUGGGGGUGGCAUUGUUCCCAUGCUUACCCUUAUUAUUGGAUUCGAUGCAAAAUCAGCAACAGCAAUAUCAAAAUGCAUGAUUACAGGUGGAGCAGGAGCAACUGUUUUAUACAACUUGAGGCAAAGACACCCAACACUUGACCUGCCUGUGAUUGACUAUGAUUUAGCACUUCUUUUUCAACCAAUGUUAAUGCUUGGAAUCAGUCUUGGUGUUGCUUUUAAUGUCAUUUUUCCUGACUGGAUGAUAACAUCUUUGAUACUAAUAUUUUUCACAGGCAUUUCAGUUAAAGCUUUUUUAAAAGGUGUUAACACCUGGAAAAAUGAAACUCUUGCUAAGAAGGAAGCUAGAGACAAUUCACAAUUAAAUGAUAUUAGAAGGAUUGAAGAUGUUGAACUUGACCUUCAAGCAGGGGAAUCAGUCAAUGAUAAUCAUACUAAUACCAAUAUACAAAGGAAAAAGGUUUCUGUUAUUGAGAAUGUUUCUUGGAAGGAAGUUGGACUUCUCUUCUUUGUUUGGAUCAUGAUACUUGCAUUACAGAUAGGAAAAAGUUAUACAAUAACUUGCUCUGUGGCAUAUUGGAUAUUGAAUCUACUUCAGGUACCUAUAGCUGUAGGAGUAAGUUCAUAUGAGGCUGUGCUUUUAUACAAAGGGAAAAAAGUUAUAGCUUCCAAGGGAGAUCAAGGAAUAAAUUGGAGUGUGAAGCAGUUAAUUCUAUAUUGUUCAUGCGGCAUAAUUGCUGGCUUAAUUGGUGGCUUACUUGGUCUUGGUGGAGGAUUUAUCUUAGCGCCACUCUUCCUUGGACUUGGAAUCCCUCCUCAGGUAUCAAGUGCUACAUCCACUUUUGCAAUGACAUUUUCUGCAUCUAUGUCUGUGGUGGAAUAUUACCUUCUGAAACGUUUUCCCAUUCCAUAUGCUCUUUACUUUGUAGUUGUAGCCACUGUUGCUGCACUUGUUGGGCAACAUUUGGUGAGAAAGCUUAUUGUCUUAUUAGGGAGAGCAUCAAUUAUCAUUUUCAUCUUAGCCCUCACAGUUUUUGUGAGUGGAAUAUCACUAGGUGGAACAGGCAUAGCAAGUCUGAUUAAAAGGACUGAAAACAAGGAGUACAUGGGAUUUGGAAGCCUAUGUGCGUACCGUGUCAGGAAUUAAAGUUAAAUAUAUAAAACGAGUAGAGAUUUUUACUUCGCAAGAGUUGUGAGGUUGGGAUAGUAUAAAUCAGCUGCAUCAUCUACUUAGUAUUUUAGAACUAUUUCAUAUUGAGGAUUCAUCUUAACAAUGAUGUGUCGAAUUUUUCUUACAUGGAAUGGUUGAAUUGUAUGAUAGGUGAAUACACAAGUUGUGAG
Messenger RNA from Medicago truncatula (barrel medic), 1955 nucleotides. RefSeq names its product sulfite exporter TauE/SafE family protein 3. Gene Ontology annotation, cellular component: membrane; Cul4A-RING E3 ubiquitin ligase complex. Lineage: Eukaryota; Viridiplantae; Streptophyta; Magnoliopsida; Fabales; Fabaceae. Gene Ontology annotation, biological process: protein ubiquitination. The record is from RefSeq and is a predicted model, not a curated record. Bases 331 to 1761 code for a protein of 476 amino acids. The transcript has 12 exons.